Molecule: messenger RNA, 1311 nt
Organism: Verticillium alfalfae VaMs.102
Lineage: Eukaryota; Fungi; Ascomycota; Sordariomycetes; Glomerellales; Plectosphaerellaceae
Exons: 2
Coding region: 1-1311 (436 amino acids)
Source: RefSeq, a predicted model, not a curated record
AUGAGCGUUCCUUUCCCGUCCCUCUUCUCCAGCAAGAAGAAGCAGCGUCCAGACCCGGUGCACGACUCCGACUCCGACGACUCCCAAAAUGACCCGCCCGUGACUCGAUCCGCAGCCAAGACACAUACAAGGGGCAACAUGAGCCAAGGCAACCGCGAUUUCGCCACCGGAAACUGCAUGACCUGCAACUCCCUCGUGCGCUGGCCGCGAGAUCUCAAGGUCUUCAAGUGCACCGUCUGCGUCACCGUCAACGACCUCAGCCCGGAGGAGCACGCCGGACACAGGUCUGGUUGCGUCCCGCAGUGGCUCCGGGGCGCCAACUCUUCCACCUCGUCCUCGUCCUCGCCCCCGGAUCAGCCUGCCCGCCCGGUCGACAAGAGCGGCACCAAGGAGAUAUCAUUGGAACACACAAAGUCGUUAGUUCACAGCUGCCUUGAGAAGUAUCUGGUCCAGGUCGUGCGUCAAGGAAAAGCAGCAGAGAAGCAGCGAGGGCCGUCGUCAGGGCAUCCGCACUCGCCCAUCAUCCAGGAUGAUCAUUCGACCGGCCGCUGGAUAGCUACGAGUCCCGCGACACCGAAUUCUGUGUCGCAGAGGAUGCAGAAGGAGGAACCUGCAACUUGCAUGUUUAGCGAGCAACCGACACUUCGCCAAAACCCUCAUCAACAGUCUCCAAGAUCAUACUCAUCCUCCUACCCGGCUCGUCCAUUGGUGCACAGCAUUUUCGGAGAGGAGAGCAUCCGUCCUGCUGCACCUCCGCAGCCCGAAAUUGAUGGAAAGCGACUUUUCAAGCCCUUGGAGGACUAUCUCGUGUCAUGCUUCAGCUCGCUGCAGUGUGUGAAUUCGUCCUUUCUUCCAAGCCGUCCACAUUACACUGCCCGACCGGAGAGUGAUGAUUCCCAGCCUGUGUUCCCUGCACAAUCGACUGGCGACGCAACACGGCCAGUUUUUGCGCCUGAACCAAAGGGUGGAAAUGUACGACGACAAACCGCCGUGGCUCGAUCCGACUCCAAGUGUGCCGAGUCUCAAUCGCAGCUGGUUGAUCUGGAUCCCAAGCUGUUGCUGCUCGGUAACUUUGCGGAGAAUGGCAUGUGGUGGACAGGGAACCAAAGAGAGUCUCAACAGCAUGCGCAAUCAAAAGGACGCAAGACAUCAGAGGCUGCGCACUCAGUUGUAUCCAUGCGUUGCGCUCAGAUCGAAUGGGACCAGGUCGCUUCAUGGCAUUCGAGCCUCUAUCCGCCGCCGCACUGCAAGAUUUGGAAGAUGUUCUACUCGCAGCGCAAGAACGAGUGCAGAGGGUCCUGCUCAAAGUGA